Molecule: messenger RNA, 4866 nt
Organism: Toxoplasma gondii ME49
Lineage: Eukaryota; Apicomplexa; Conoidasida; Eucoccidiorida; Sarcocystidae
Gene: TCEA1
Product: transcription elongation factor A TFIIS
Exons: 1
Coding region: 934-2190 (418 amino acids)
Biological process (GO): DNA-templated transcription
Cellular component (GO): nucleus
Molecular function (GO): zinc ion binding; nucleic acid binding
Source: RefSeq, a predicted model, not a curated record
UUCGGCAACAAGCUUCAUUGCUCAUUUUCCAUGAUAAUUUUCACGAGGAAAUGUCUCUAAGUUGUGCGCAUCUUUUUUCUUGACAGAUUUGGUGGAAUGACGGAGACAUUUAUCCGACGCGUUGCUGGUCAGGUUUGCGCCUGCUGACGACAGGAGAAUUUCCCUCUGCGGCCAGCUCCGUCCUGGCUAUUUCACAUUUUUCAUUCCUGUUGAAGGAUUACCCUGUACCUUGGCUUCUAAUCACUUCGUCUCACACUGUCUGUUUACCUGUCUUCAUUCUUUUACAUUCGCGGCAGGAGCCACGGCGAUUCAACAGCGUAGGGGAGCGAUGAUUUUGUGCGCGGCCGACGCCACACUCGUCUCGCGCUUACGGGGACUGGAUUCACUUCUGUGUUGCGGUGCACAAAAAAUCUGCCGUUCUUGGCCGGAUGCAGCUGGGCUGACGGCGUAGGUACUCGCUAAGAAACGAGUGAACGCCAUAUGAGUUACGGUGUAGACUGCCGAAGCGCAACAGGGUGUUACGACGAGUUUUCUGGAUGAAAGACUGCUGACGGUGCGGACUCUGUUCAGAACCACGAAGAUGCAAAUUCCGCCUUGAGGACUUCAUACAGGUCUUCAAGUUCUGAUGUGGUUUGGGGUCUAAGGAUUGGCGUGAGCAUGCGGUGUCUCGUGCAUCAAAACAAAGGGCUGUAGGUGGACGACCUUGUGAUUUGACGGUGUAGAAACGCCUAUGCAACGCAGAGACGUUUUCCCCCAAGAUUUCGUGUAGACUACGGGGUUAUUUACUUGUUUUGGCUGCAGUUUUGGAGCUUCGGUGUUUCCCCUGGGAUAAAACGGAUGACCACACUCCGCGUAGUUGGUGGUAGGAAAUUUCCGUUCCUUUCCAACACUUUUCGUUGUCAGUUUUCUGCUUACGGUUGCGCUCUUUAAAACAUGAUCAUGGAAGGCAGAGAUGUUGACGCUCAAGGACCCAAUGCUCAUUCUAAGUCAAUGGAAAGUGAACAGACGUCCGUUCUUGCCGGCAGACAUACCGACAGCAGCGCCGCAGUGCCCGCGAGCUCAGACAUGAGUGAGAGGCCAAUGGUCUCCGGCUCUGGAACUAACACUGCUGCCAUAUUCGCAACAUGUUCUCCAUUGGAGAGGGUAGAACGGAUUCUCGAGUUGAAGAAAGUAAUUGAUCACGCGAAAGCCGCUCUGGAGGACGGGCAACAGGGUGGUGCACCGGGAGCGGCAGUGACGCCGCUGCUUGGUGUGCGAGAUGAUGUGCUUGAAGCGCUUACAGUUCUUGACCGAGUGGACAUGAGUCGAGAGCUGCUUGCGAAGACACGAAUCGGCGUUUCUGUCGGGAAAUUGCGAACUCAUCCGGAUUCGCAGAUCCGAUCUCGGUGCACGCAACUGGUUCACAAGUGGAAGGCAGGCAUAAGUGGGGGCGGUUUAGCCAAAGAAAAUGCGACUUCCCGACCCGGACCAAAUGGCCGCGGCCAAGGAAAGCCCCCCACAGGAACAUUGGGGAAUGACACCGCUAACGAGAAGGCACAUGGGUUGUCAUCAAAUUCAUCACCACGUGCUGAUGAAGGACUCCACGGCGUGCCAGUCGACAGAGCACCAGAAAAGGCCUCUACGGCAGUGGAGGAUUAUCCGGGACCGGCGUCAGGUGAUGCUGUACGGGACCGAGCUCGAGGUUUCUUAUGGCGUGCACUGGUCGACGGGAUGCAAUCACGAAGAGAUCUCGGAGCGGAUAGAUCUGGCGAAACCGCUCGUGUAGCAGCAGAAAUCGAGAAAGCCUUGUGGCAGGAAUACUGUGUCAGGAGAAAGAGUACAAAGGAGUACAACAUGCAACUGAAGACGCUGAAGUGGAAUUUUGCAGAUCAAAAGAAUCCUGACUUGAAUCUCAAAGUUCUGUGUGGUGUUUAUACACCGGAACAGCUAGCGAUUAUGAGCUCUGCGGACCUGGCCUCUGACGAGAAAAAACGUAUGCGUGAGCUGCAGAAGAAAGAAAGCAUGGAGGCAUGUCAGUCAGACUGGGAAAUGAAAAAAUUAAUGGAAGGCGCUUCGGAAGGUGGCCAGUUCCCGUGCUUCAAAUGCAGGACGACAAAAACGGUGUAUUUUCAGAUGCAAACGCGCUCAUCAGAUGAGCCGAUGACAACAUUUGUGACGUGCUUGGAGUGCGGGAACAGGUGGAAGUUCUGAGAAUAAGUAACAAAAGCGGAGUUCGAACAGUUAUGGACAAUAGUCUAAACAAUUGGUACUUAUCCGAAACCCACUGGUGGGAUGGGGCAUUGUGUGCAGCAUAACGUCGGGGAGUUUCCUCGGUUGUCGUGGCAAAAGGAGAGGGCAUCUCGUUGAUGAAAUGUGGAGUCAUGCAGUUAAAGGGGUUCUGGGGGUGGGGACAUGAGACGGUGACUGAUGGGAGUAGACCGAAGUCUGAGUUCCUGGCUUAUUCAGCCACACGUUUUAGUUUGCAUUCCAGUCAAUCGUCUCUGCAAUAUUCCUACUUCUGGGUAGGGAAAACCUGGCAUCGGGUCUUACAUGUGGUGAGUGUCGAAAAAGGGAUGAGAAUAACCGCUUCGAAGGCUUUCCAGCCUCGAUCUGAGAGUUUUGGAUUUUAAUGCAUUUUUCUCAGCAAUAAAGAGCUGCAAUCAUCCUGUAAAUGGAAAGCUUUGGCGUGUUACUGCUUCCAUGUGCUAUGUUUAUGUGUAGUUCGGAGCUGGGAACAGCAAAUACGUUUCUUUGUUCUACGUCGGUCGACCUGGUCAAUGCCUCUGCUCCAAUUUCUCAAUUUGUUUCACUAAUUUUGCCGGGUUCAGGAAGUUGCAUUUUACGGGCGUGGCGUUUCGGUUAGACGUAGCUGCUGUGUACAGCUACCACACAAACGUCGGCAGCUAGUGCAGUUCCCUAUAAUAGUGGUGACUUUACUGUAUAAGGGGCGUACACACCAAAUGGGGGAGACACGUGCCGAAGAGAGCCAUAUUUCCAGUAUCUAACCCUGGUGUAUGCAUGAUUUCCUUAUCGACAUCUGCUGCGGUGCCACACGAUAAAAGAACCUAGUAUGACUGACGAAUUUGUGCCCUGCUGGGGGAUGCCGAGAAGUGAACACACGGUGCCUGCUCAAAGGAAGGCCUAGAGUUCGCACGUUCUCUUUUGACUUUCUCGGAGGUUUAGACAGCGAAAUAGCAAGCGUAUUUGCUGUCCACCACAGUGGUAGAGCAUAUGUUAACCAGCGAAAGGCAGAUACUUUUUGAUAUAACUGAAACCACAUCCCGCUCAACGCUACACACAGAAAUCUUCAACUUUACCGGAUAAGUUCGGCCUUGGCAAAUUUCUGGCGAGGGCGCCAGUAGUCGCGGAUUUUGUGGCAAAAUUGUUUGGCCGACUGGUUCGCAGAUACCACUAGUGGAUUCUGCCGCUGAAGGAAAGGGGUGGCACCUGAGGCUUCUGAACAAAGCUCAAGAUACAAGCUCACAUUGACUGUUAGUCGGCCAUGUGGCGUUGUUACACAUGACUUUGCCCCUGCCCGUUCAGUGCGUAUUUGUUGAUCAACAUGAAUUUGCGUAAACAUGAGCCAGGGACAUCUGGCGAUGUCGUGUAGUACUUAUACGCAUUAUAGGGGUGUCAGAGCUAUGUCGCAUGACAGGGAAACCGUGGGAAUACCACGGGCCUAUCAUCGGAUCAAAGCGCCAGCCUCACAUGCCCUUCAGAUACGUUCUAUGCCAACACGUGUAGGCGUGUUGUGGCUACUACGAGCGGGGGAAAUCCACGAGGACAACGUGAGCCUUGCAGAGCAGGAGCCAAAGUGCUGGGACCAUAAUACUGCAAGUUGCCUUGAAAAGGGGGCGGCAAGUAUAACAGUGACAGUUGGAUGCCGACUAAUUUUAUUUUCACCAGCAGCGAACAUGUGAUGACAGUCGAUGAUAAAUUUGCGGGAAGGAUGCCAUGGACGGUACGAUUUGGUAUCAUGGACUCGUUAUUCCCAGAAACAGGCAGUACCCGUCUUGGGUUAAACUUGUGGGCCGCUUGUUUACGUUGCUCUGAUCCCUCUAAUAGCCCACUGCUGGCAGCUCCUUACGGUAGUGGUCAUAGCGUGCAAGUAACAUUUGUGCAGGGGUCUCUCCUUCGAGUUGUUCUUUUUUUGGUCACGGUUCCUCUGGUACGUGCGCUGGAGGCUGAAGCAUCUGUAUGCUGUGCAGGCAUCCUUUCCCUUGUGUCGCGUUCACGUCAUCAGCGCCACACUGAUUGCUGAGAGCUGCUGUCCAGCAAAGUGUCGUUUAAAUGCUGCUCCGUAGUUCCCCCAGCCUUACUGUCACACCGAUGCGCUGUUGACUGGAACAUUAAGCAAGGUGAGGGUUCGUUGUCGUACUCUUUUCUUUUCAAACAGUAUCCGAAUAGUCCAUGUGACACACCACCCGCACGUGUUACGCGUGAUCGAUGGCCCUUCUCACAACGCCUUGUCAUCUUAGUAAAAUGCCAUAUAAAAUAAAGGAUCCCUACAUUGAAGUCGCCUGAAAAACCAGAGUGAUGCAUGGACACCCGCUUGCGGUAACAUUCUUGCAGCAGGUCCAGCAACAACGACUGACACUGAUGCAGACACGCACACAGGUGAUAUCUCGUUUUUUAAUCCCUUUAUUAUAUUCGCCAGCUGAUGGAUUCUGCCUGUUUACCGCACCGUUUUGAAGGAUGCACCUGCUCGUAACCUUGCGAGCGCGUGGUAGUUCCUGUCAUGGACUGACAGUGUAAGACCACACAGACCCUACGCAGACCCUGGGACGAUUCCAUCAUCAGAAAAGCCGUGUUCGAAGUUGAGCGAGGGAUCGUCACUGUUAAAGCAGAAGACUCGUCCAUCGAAAGGGAGAACGAAAUUGGAUGGUG